UUUGCUUGGCUCAGCUCUGCAGUAUUCAGUAGGAGUCCGAGUGUGGAGUUGGUUUAUCAUGGCCGCCUGACCGAGUCCAAAUCACAUCGUACUCUUUUUCCUCUUUCCCUCUGGCUUUUUCUCAAUUGAGGGAUCGCGAAACUCUAAAACCCUGCAGAUUCUUUCAUAUUUAAUUUUACUUCUUAAAGGAUUUACCAUUCAUGUCAAUGCUCAAAUAUGCAGCCUCCACCAAGAAAGGUAAAAGUAACCCAGGAGCUGAAGAACACUCACGCUGAGCAGAUGACCAGACUCCACAUCAAGCACCAGACAGAAUGUGACUUACUGGAAGACAUGAGGACAUACAGUCAGAAGAAGGCUGCCAUAGAGAAGGACUGUGCACAGGCCCUGCAGAAGCUGGCAAGUCAGUACUUAAAGAGGGAUUGGCCGGGCAUCGGCGCAGAUGAACGAACUGACUACAGGAAUGUCUACGCUGUGUGGAAGGCCUACCUGGAGGGCACUGUGCAGGUGACCCAGUCUCGCAUCAACGUCUGUGAAAACUACAAGAAUGAGGUUUCGGACCCUGCCAAGACCGUCAAGCUCUACAAGGAGCAGCAGCUGAAGAAGUGUAUCGACCAGCUGACCCGGAUCCAGACAGAGCUGCAGGACACGGUGAAGGAUCUGGCCAAGUCCAAGAAGAAGUACCUGGAGAUGGAGCAGAUGGCCCAGGCUGUGAGAGAGAAGGCCGAUAUCGAGUCCAAGUCCAAGCUGAGUCUGUUCCAGUCCAGGAUAAGUUUACAGAAAGCUAGCGUCAAGUUAAAAGCCAAGAGGAACGACUGCAACGCGAAGGCCACCCACGCCCGAAACGACUACCUUCUCACGCUAGCCGCAGCCAACGCACACCACGACCGGUACUAUCAGACCGACCUGAUCAACUGUAUCAAGGCCCUCGAUGGAAGCAUCUACGAUCAUGUUAAGGAUUAUUUGAUAUCGCUGUGCCGGACAGAACUGGAGGCGUUCCAGGCAAUCCACAACACAUUCCAGUUCCUCCUGGAGAAGUCCAGCAGGGUGAUGCAGGACUUUAAUCAGCAGCUUUUCAUGCAGGAGAAUCCUGUCUUUCACAAAGCACAGACCUUUCAGUUCCAGCCCAGCGACAGUGACACGAGCUUAUGCGGCAUCCAGCAACUGGUGGACAUCGAGCCGUCGGCCGUCAGUGCCAUGAGAAUGACCUUGGCGCAGAGCGGGAAGCUGGAGUCUGAGACAGGAACCACAGAGGAGCACAGCCUGAACAAAGAGGCCCGCAAGUGGGCGACCCGCAUAGCCAGAGAGCACAAGAACAUCAUCCACAACCAGAGGACUCUGGAAGAGUGCGAGGCUCACGGGGUCCUGCCUUCAGAGCAGAGUCGCAAUGAGCUGGAGCUGAAGAUCGAGGAGGCGAGGGAGAACAUCCGAAAAGCAGAGACGGUUAAGCUGAAGGCGGAGGCGCGGCUGGACCUGCUGAGACAGGUGGGCGUGUCCGUGGAUACCUGGCUGAAGAGCGCCAUGAACCAGGUGAUGGAGGAGCUGGAGAAUGAGCGCUGGGCCACCCUUCCCUCCCUGACUACCCACGAUCCUUCACUCUCGGCCACGGCUGAUUUCGAGAGGGAGGAAGGCGAGGAGUUCGAAGACAACAUGGAGGUGUUCGAUGACAGCAGCUCCAGCCCAUCUGGCACCCUCCGCAACUACCCCCUCACCUGCAAGGUGCUCUACUCCUAUAAGGCUUCCCAGCCAGAUGAGCUGACCAUCGAGGAGCAGGAAGUGCUGGAGGUGAUCGAGGACGGGGACAUGGAGGACUGGGUGAAGGCGCGGAACAAGGCGGGGCACGUGGGCUACGUUCCUGAGAAGUACCUGCAGUUCCCCACCUCCAACAGCCUCCUCAGCAUGCUGCAGUCCCUGGCGGCCCUCGACGCUCGCUCCCACAGCUCCAGCAACUCCACCGAGCCUGAGCUGGCCUCAGGCAGCAUGAACGGAGACGCCAACUUGAGCUUUGUGAAGGCAAUGUAUGACUAUGAGGGCCAGACAGAUGACGAGCUGUCCUUCCCUGAGGGAGCCAUAAUCCGCAUCCUCAACAAGGACAACCAGGAGGACGACGGCUUCUGGGAGGGCGAGUUCAACGGCCGCGUGGGCGUCUUCCCUUCUGUCCUGGUGGAGGACCUGACUGCCUCAGAAAACGGAGACGCGCAGUGGUGCCCUGACGCACAGGUGUCCCCGUCCCAGCAGCUGCACCCCUCCCUGCCCCCGCUGCCCCUGUACGACCAGCCCCCCUGCAGCCCCUACACCACCCCGGAGGGCGGCACCGCACCCCCGUUCCCCCGCUCACCCUCCGUCAACGGCGACCACAAGCUGACGCCCACGUCGCAUAAGGGUCCCUCCCACAAUCACAGCAGCAGUUUGGGCCCGGAUUCUGCAGGUUUCUCCCAGCCCCCGAGGUUCACCCCUGAUGGCGGACCUGGGAAGCUACGCCCUGUGCGUGCGGCUCCACCUCCCCCGAAACAGCAUCCCCGCAGGCAGGUGGAGAAGACGGAGGAGGUGGAGAUUACUCUGGUGUGAGAGCUCUGCCCAGGCAGCUCAUCGCUUGGAACUGGACCUGGGCCCCAUCCCGUCGCUCCUCACUGCAGGGCGAGCAGGAGGCGCACGGGGGGGUCUCACACCACUGGCAACCCCUCCCCCCGCUGAGCCCUCCUCCUUUAGCAGCAGCGGGGGCGCUGUGCACCCCUCCCCUCACCGGCAGAGUGGAGCGAAGGGAGAACAGACACUCCUCAGAGCCACAAACGGCUGGUGCCUUUCUUGCACAUCUUUAUUCAGUGGACUUGUGAGGUGUAAAGACUUCAGUCUGAGGAAGAAGGGGAGCAAGGGAGUGGGGUGGGGGAGGGGGGGCUAUAUCUAGGAAAUUCUGGGGUUCCCUAGGCCCGGCUAUAUGUAGUCAUAUCAUACGUAUUUAAUGUGCAUUAGUACAGUACAUUACUGUUGUCAUAGGAAUGUUAUAAAUACACACAACAUUUCAUCAUUUAGCAUUACAAAGUCGAUGCCGUGUGUGGUAUGGGGUAGAUGGUAUUGACACCUCUAGGCAAAGGGAAUUGUAUAAUGAGGCAAGGUAAGAAAGCGGAGGCUGGUUCCUCCCACGGACGUCCCCUUCCCCUGACCCCUGCAGGACAUAAACGUCGCUCUUUAUCUCAUAGAUAAGGAAAAUGUGGCAAUUUGAAACGAUACUAAUUACACAAAUGUAACUCUUUUCAGCUUUUAUUAUGAAGACAGGGAUCUGUAUUACUAAUAUUUAGUCCUCAAAAGGAAAAAAAAUGCAAUACAGAUUAGAUGAUGUGCGUUUCUGAAGUGUGAUCGGCAAACGUCAGGUUAAUCUUUUGUGUAGCCCUGCGGUAUUCCUCACUUUCUGUAUCAUUGCCUGACUUUAUUGUUUAUAUAUGCGAAUCAAUAUCUGAACCAGUAGUUGAAGUGCAUUAUUUUUACAUUAAUAUCUAUCGUGUAACACUGUUGAAGACUGAAUGGGAUGUUUUUGUGAUUCAAGAAACAGUAUUUAACAAAUUGGAAAACUGAGGGCAAUGUCGACUCGCAGAUUUUUUUCUGACUGGAAAAAGGUGAAAAUGGGAAAGGGAGUGUUUGGUCUCAUAGGAAACCAUGUUAUCGCGGUUGUGAAUAUGAAAGGUGCAGAAUAUGAAAAUGUCCCCUUUUUGUGUUGUUACUUCUCCCUCCUUGCGGGGCAGCCGUUUCUUUCACACUUCAAACACCUGUUUUGUUGAUUUUCCUUUGUUUCUGUUUGCUUUUGUUUUCUUUUCCUCCUUGCCAAAGUUGAGCUUUCUUGCUUUCUCACAUUGUGGAAAAGGAGCGUUUCUCAAAGGUGAACGUGACAUGUGACUUCGUAGCUUUUGAUUGGCACAACACCAGGUCCCAUUAAAGAGCAGAGAGCAGCCUUUGUCAAAAGCUGGAGGUCGCGACAGAAUAACCAUGGACUUGGCUAAUAUUUGUGCUAUUGCAGCACAGUACAGAACAUGCACCCCUAAAAGAUCAUUAUUACGAGAUUUUCAAAAAUGUGUUUCUCCAAACAUUGUCCAAGCUGACUGUUGAAAAGAUCAUUUCCAGAGUUGACAUUU
Messenger RNA from Anguilla rostrata (American eel), 4121 nucleotides. RefSeq names its product F-BAR and double SH3 domains protein 2-like. Gene Ontology annotation, cellular component: recycling endosome; neuromuscular junction. The record is from RefSeq and is a predicted model, not a curated record. The transcript is spliced from 21 exons. Gene Ontology annotation, biological process: neuromuscular synaptic transmission; regulation of actin filament polymerization. Gene Ontology annotation, molecular function: protein binding. NCBI's taxonomy places the organism in Eukaryota, Metazoa, Chordata, Actinopteri, Anguilliformes, Anguillidae. The coding region runs from base 217 to 2565 and encodes 782 amino acids.